Fraxinus pennsylvanica is the source of this 462-nucleotide messenger RNA. NCBI's taxonomy places the organism in Eukaryota, Viridiplantae, Streptophyta, Magnoliopsida, Lamiales, Oleaceae. The record is from the annotation of a GenBank genome assembly.
AUGUUGAUGGGUGACUUUUGUGACUGUGAUGGUGUGGAGUCCAGUUCGACAGGUAGAAAGGUGGAUAAACCCGAGUUGCUCAAGGCAAUUCGUUUGACAAUCAUUAACAACCUGCUUCAGUAUCAUCCGGAAUCAAGCGCUCAGUUGACUAUGGGUGCUGCAUUUGGUGUCAUGCCACCAAAUCAAACGGUUGAUGUGGAUAUGGAAACUUGUAUCAGUAUUAAAGAUGAUGGUCCCGAACGAAGCUUACUAUACGUGGAGACCGCAGAUCGUCCUGGAUUACUUGUCGAUCUUUUAAAGAUUAUUACUGACAUAAACGUUGCUGUCGAAUCAGGAGAGUUCAAUACAGAGGGUUUGUUGGCUAAGUCGAAGUUUCACGUAAGCUACAAGGGUAAAGCUGUUGGCAAGCCCCUUCAACAGCUCUUUGACAAGUGGAAAAACCUUGCAGGUUCUUACGAAUAG